AUGGGAUGGUCGACACACGCACCCGGUACUCAGGAUCCUCCCGAGGUUCGCAACUGGAAGAUCCAUCUUGUGGCCUUUGUGGCCUCAAUGAGUGCCCUUGCCAUGGGCUACGAUACCUCUGUGAUUGGAGGAACCAUGGCGCUUGACUCUUUCCGUAGAGACUUCGGGCUUGCCAAUGCCUCUUCUAAACAUCGUGAUACGGUGCAGGGAAACAUUGUCUCCACUUUCCAGGCAGGGUGUUUCUUUGGAGCACUGCUUACCUUUCCUUUUGCGGAAAAGUAUGGUCGUAGACUCACUGUCAUGGCGGCAUCGGCUGUCUUUCUUGUGGGUGCCACUCUGAUGACUGCCGCCAAUGGUGUCAUGAGCAUGGUAGUUGCUGGACGUGCUGUAGCCGGCCUCGGUAUUGGAGCUUGCUCUCUUGUUGUUCCGGUCUACAUCUCCGAGACUGCUCCACCUUCCAUCCGUGGACGUUUGAUCGGCAUCUUCGAGAUUGCAUCGCAAGGUGGUGGCAUGUUAGGAUUCUGGAUCAAUUACGCAACAGAUCGAACUAUCAAUGUUGAUAACAAAGCUCAAUGGAUAGUUCCCUUGGCUUUGCAAUUAGUUCCAGGUGUUCUUCUGUGUGUCGGCAUGUUUUUCUGUCCAGAAUCACCACGUUGGCUUGCCAGAGGUGACAACUUCGACAAGGCAGAGAACAUCAUCAGUAACCUGCGAAAUCUUCCAGCAGAUCAUCCGUAUAUUCGCAAUGAGAUGAAUGAGAUUCGGACCCAAGUCGAGGAGCGAAGCACAAACAAGAUGAGCAAGAAGCAGCAAGUUCAGAAGUCGUUCCAGAAAGGCGUGCGAAACCGAAUGGGCAUCGGCCUUGCCCUCAUGUUCUUACAAUCUUUCACAGGCGUCAACAUCAUUACAUACUACGCACCUCGGAUCUUCGAAUCUCUCGGGGUACCCGGCACAUCACUCAAGCUUUUCUCGACGGGUUUCUAUGGGAUUGCCAAGACGUUGGGCAUGAUCACAUUCACGAUGGUGGUUGUAGAGAGAGUCGGUCGACGCAAGGGUCUCAUCUGGGGCGCUGCUCUUGGUUGCGUGCCAAUGUUGUACAUCGGCGGCUAUGUUCUGAGAGCUGAUCCGGUCGCUGCAUUGGCGGCUGGAGACACGACACGAAACGGAUGGGGUUAUCUGGCCAUGGUUUGCGUUUACGUCAAUGCCUUCAUAAUCUGUGCGACGUGGCAAGGCAUCACCUGGACGUAUGCUUCCGAAAUCUUUCCGCUGGACAUUCGCAUGCUCUGUGUCGCCUUGACGACAGCGGACACGUGGCUAGGAUCGUUCAUCAUCGCAAGGUCGACACCGUACAUGAUCUCUGAUCUCGGUUAUGGAGCUUAUUUCUUCUUCGGAGUCAUUCUGAUAGCGAUGGGCAUCUGGUCCUUCUUCUUCGUGCCUGAAACCAAAGGCAUCACGCUUGAGGAGAUGGAUGCGUUGUUUGCGAGAUCUGUGCGGAAGGCAAUAUGGGCACAGCUUCGUGGUAAAACCAUACCGCCAGUCGAAGAAGAUGUGAUGACGACGGAUGAUUCCAAGAAACAAUCGACCAUCAAAAUUGAGAAGGUAGAUAUGUAG
Molecule: messenger RNA, 1608 nt
Organism: Aureobasidium melanogenum CBS 110374
Lineage: Eukaryota; Fungi; Ascomycota; Dothideomycetes; Dothideales; Saccotheciaceae
Product: general substrate transporter
Exons: 6
Coding region: 1-1608 (535 amino acids)
Biological process (GO): transmembrane transport; carbohydrate transport
Cellular component (GO): membrane
Molecular function (GO): carbohydrate:proton symporter activity
Source: RefSeq, a predicted model, not a curated record